Molecule: messenger RNA, 716 nt
Organism: Porites lobata
Lineage: Eukaryota; Metazoa; Cnidaria; Anthozoa; Scleractinia; Poritidae
Source: the annotation of a GenBank genome assembly
AUGCUACCUAUUCCUAUUGGUGACCUUGUUCCAGUUGGUGAUGAGCAUUGGGAAAACUUUCUCCGCCUUCUUCAAAUAGAGGAGAUCAUUUUUGCUCCCAAGACAAGCAAUCAGCUGGCAGCAUAUCUUGCGGUUCUAACUGAGGAGUACCUUACUGGAUUCAGUGAACUUUAUGAUAGGCGAAUGAUCCCGAAGCAACACUAUAUGGUUCACUAUCCAAGGCAGAUUGUAAGGUAAAUAAAAGGAGUGAAACAUUUUUCAACUAUAGAUAGAGAAAAAACCGUGAUGAUGGAGAAACCCAUGGGAUUUUUCUUAUAUGGAUUUUUUGUAUAUGUUACAGGUCAAAUGUGAUUUCAUGUUAACUUUUUUGGCCUAGGUUGAUUCUCAAUUUCCUUUGUCUCCUAGCCCUAAUUCAUGAAAAAUUAGGGCUAGGAAAUCUUGGUUAGGAGUUCUUGUGAUUCAGAUACAUUUCUUACUUACUAAAUAGGAUGUCACUUUCAUUAUUGUGUGGUCUACUGCGACAAUAAAAACUGAGAAUGUGAAUGUCUUAAUUUUUUGGCAGAAGAGGACCGCUUGUGAGGAAUUGGGCCAUGCGAUUUGAGGCUAAGCACAAUUACUUUAAGAAGCUGAUUGAGAGAAUUAAUAACUUUAAGAAUAUCAGUUAUUCUUUGGCAAGGCGCCAUCAAGCCCUCCAAGCAUAUUUGCUUCAGUCCUCA